UAAGAUGGGAAGCAGCUGAGCACGAAGCUGAGGUAACUUCAGUGAUCUCAGGAAACACAAAAAUGUCAUUUCGUUCUACGAUCCUGUUGGCUUCUGUUUUCCUGUCGGCACUGGUGACCCCCUCUGCAGGAGGUAAAUGUGUGGCCCGGCACUUUGGUGAGGACUCUGUGGUGUGUGAGUGCAAUUCCACCUACUGUGACAGCUUCGGUCCGGCCACACUUCCCCCUGUGGGUCAGUAUGCCUCCUACCUGAGUACUAUGGCUGGAAGCAGGCUGGAGGAAGGCCGGGGUCAGGUCCACCAGAACAGCAGCGGGGCAGACCUCCGGCUGACAAUCGCUGCCUUCCAGAAGUACCAGCAGAUCAGAGGGUUUGGUGGAGCCAUGACAGAUGCAGCAGCUAUGAACAUCCUGUCCCUGUCUCCUGGCUCCCAGGACCAGCUUCUCCGACAGUUCUUCUCUGCAGAAGGUAUUGGCUACAACUUGAUGCGUGUACCCAUGGCCAGCUGUGACUUCUCCACCCGUCUCUACACCUACGCAGACACACCUGAAGACUACACCCUGAAUGAUUUCACUUUGGCUCCUGAGGACAUCAAGAUGAAGAUCCCUCUGCUGCAGCGUGCUCAGGCCUUGUCUCAUCGCUCCCUGUCUUUGCUGGCCAGCGCCUGGAGCGCCCCAGCCUGGAUGAAAACUAGUGGUACAAUCACCGGAAAGGGGUCACUUAAAGGUCUGCCAGGGGGCAAAGUGCAUAAAACCUGGGCUCAGUACCACAUCAGGUUCCUCGAGGAAUAUGCUAAAUAUAAUUUGACUUUCUGGGCAGUGACCACAGGGAAUGAACCAACUGCGGGGCAGCUGACAAAUUACAGCUUUCAGGCUAUGGGCUUCACUCCUGAGGAGCAGAGGGACUGGGUGGCUCUGGACCUGGGUCCUGCCCUGCAAGACUCUUCGUUCCCAAACACACAUGUCAUCCUACUGGAUGACAACCGCCUGCUGCUGCCCUACUGGGCUAAAGUGGUCCUAAGUGACGUGCACGCUGGACGAUACAUUUACGGCAUUGGCGUCCACUGGUACUUAGACAAUUUUAUCCCACCUGAGCUAAGCUUGGGAGUCACCCAUCACCUGUUCCCAGAGUAUUACCUGAUCGGCACAGAGGCCUGUGCUGGCUGGAGUCACCUGGACAAGGGUGUCAAACUGGGCAGCUGGGCCAGGGCUGAGGAGUAUGCACAUGACAUUAUCCAGGACUUAAAUCAUUACGUGGUGGGCUGGAUUGAUUGGAACCUGGCACUGGACCUGACUGGUGGGCCAAACUGGGUUAAGAACUUCGUGGACAGCACUGUCAUUGUGAACGCGCAUCGUGACAUCUUCUAUAAGCAGCCAACCUUCUAUAGCAUGGCCCACUUCAGUAAGUUCCUGUGGGAGGGGUCUCAGAGAGUGGGUGUGUCUGUCAGCCAGCAAACUUCCAUGGAAUUCACAGCCUUUGUCAGGCCAGAUGGUUCAGUUGUGCUCAUCAUACUCAACAGGUCGUCAUCAGUGAUCCAGUUUGAAGUUUGGGAUCCUGCUGUAGGCUACAUCCCGUCUACUGCUCCAUCUCAUUCCUUGCUCACGCUGGCAUGGAACACACUCUGAUCCUGAACACACUAUUUAUUUUUAAUUUCAAAAGCAUUUAUGCUCAUUUCAACAUGCCAAAGUAACGCUUUAGUAAAAUAAGCUUCACAGUAUAACAUCAUUUCAUUAUUUAUUAAUCUGGUGUGUUUUUUUUUUUUUUUUCACUUAACUGAUUUACAGAACCAGAGUAACCACAAUGUUGUUGUUUUUUUAAGUAUUUAUCAAGACUGCUAGAAAUGUGCAGUGAUCUCAAAUGACAAUUGAACUGAUUUUUUUUAUGUUAAUAUAUUUUUGAAUUAAACUGAAGUUCUAAAUCAAG
Thalassophryne amazonica is the source of this 1920-nucleotide messenger RNA. It is a transcript of the gene gba1, whose product is annotated as glucosidase, beta, acid. Bases 63 to 1622 code for a protein of 519 amino acids. Lineage: Eukaryota; Metazoa; Chordata; Actinopteri; Batrachoidiformes; Batrachoididae. The transcript is spliced from 12 exons. The record is from RefSeq and is a predicted model, not a curated record. Gene Ontology annotation, biological process: glucosylceramide catabolic process. Gene Ontology annotation, molecular function: glucosylceramidase activity.